AUGAACGAGAAUUUGCGUAUAACAAAUUUAAAAAGACGUUUUCAUAAAAUUUGUAGAACUUGUUUGAUAAAGCAGGAUAACUUACAGGAAAUUUUUCGUAUUGUUGAUUUAUUAAAAGAGUGUACUUCAAUACACAUCGAUAUGAAAGACGAUUUACCAAAAUUAAUUUGCCUAGAAUGUUCUGAUAAAUUAACUAAUGCUUUUCAAUUUAGAAAACAAUGUGAAUUAUCUGAAAAAACAUUAUUGCAACUUAUGGAAUUUGAGAACGAAAUACCUGUUAAAUUCGAACCAAACUCGGAAUUAGAUAAAACUGAAAAUUUAGAAACAAACGAAAUCGAUAUUAAAUCCGAGGGUUCUUUUAAUUUAAAUGAAGAACCUUCGAAUAUUUGUGAUGAAAAUUAUACAUUUAAAAUUAACGAUGUAUUGGAAAAAGUUAAACCUUUAAAUAUUGUAUGUGAGACUAUUGAAACCACUACUGGUAAUAAAAUUAUUUUCGAUAAUUCUAAGAAACAAAAUAUUAGUUUGGAAAAUUGGAAUUGUAUUUCUUACUGCGACAUCGACGACCAACCUUUAAUCCAAAGAUUAAACAAUGAAAGUCGUCAUUUGAUUUCAGACAAUGAUUGUAAUUCUUCACAUCAAAGUAAAGAUGCAAUUGUGGAUUUAAGACAAAAUAAACACAAAAGAAAAUCUAGUCCCAGGCAAAAAAGAAAAUUAAAAAAAGUAGAGGAUACAAAUAAAAAUGGGUUACCUUGCCCUAAAUGUAAAAAAUCUUUUGACUUAGAUACAGAUCUUGAAAUUCAUAUGUUUAAACAUAAAAAAUUUGAUGAGUUUAUUUGUCCUAAAUGUUCAAAAUAUUUUGAAAACGAACAUAAUUUAAAACAACAUUUCAAUACACACAUGAUAAACAAACCAUAUAAAUGCACUAUGUGUGACAAAAGUUUUGCUGGAUCUGGUGAUCGAAAUCGUCAUUUGCGAAUCCAUACAGGUGAAAAACCCUACAUAUGCUCAUCAUGUGGAAAACGAUAUCCAGACUCCAGUGGAUUGUCGGCACAUAUGAAAUAUCAUGUUGGUGUUAAAAGCUUUGUAUGCACAAUUUGUUCUAAAUCGUUUAUAUUUCCAUCUGAACUUCGAAGCCACAUGCGUGUACAUACUGGUGAAAAACCUUAUUUAUGUACUGAAUGUGGAGAAAGUUUUAGUCAAUCCUACAGCUUGACCAAGCAUAAAAGGAAACAUACGGGAGAACGUCCUUACGCAUGUACUGAAUGCCACAGAACUUUUCGGCUAAAGGAACAGCUCAAAUUUCAUACGCGAACACAUACUGGCUACAAACCUCACAUAUGUAAAGUUUGUGAAAUGGGCUUUGCAAGACCAGAAUCUCUUGUUAUUCAUAAUCGAUCACAUACUGGCGAAAGACCGUUUUGCUGUAAUAUUUGUGAAAAAAGUUUUGUGUCAAGUAAAAAUUUAUCACAACAUAAGCGGACCCAUAAUAAGGAAAGAAAAGAAAAGUUAUUAUUACCUCAAUAUAUUCGGGACACGUGGGAGUUGUAA
Molecule: messenger RNA, 1548 nt
Organism: Chrysoperla carnea
Lineage: Eukaryota; Metazoa; Arthropoda; Insecta; Neuroptera; Chrysopidae
Product: zinc finger protein 391-like
Exons: 5
Coding region: 1-1548 (515 amino acids)
Biological process (GO): negative regulation of transcription by RNA polymerase II; regulation of immune system process; regulation of cytokine production
Cellular component (GO): nucleus
Molecular function (GO): zinc ion binding
Source: RefSeq, a predicted model, not a curated record